Lineus longissimus is the source of this 1298-nucleotide messenger RNA. Its product is annotated as carboxypeptidase B-like. Gene Ontology annotation, molecular function: zinc ion binding; metallocarboxypeptidase activity. The transcript is spliced from 9 exons. Gene Ontology annotation, biological process: proteolysis. NCBI's taxonomy places the organism in Eukaryota, Metazoa, Nemertea, Pilidiophora, Heteronemertea, Lineidae. The record is from RefSeq and is a predicted model, not a curated record. The coding region runs from base 1 to 1293 and encodes 430 amino acids.
AUGAUGCAGCUGAUCGUCGUUUUGUUCUUCGCCUUCCUGGGAUGUGCCCUCGCCGGGGGCCCGAACGUUGGGAAGCGCACUUAUGGCGGUUACCAAGUCUUUCGACUGAAGCCAGGAAACCAGAAAGGAUUAGAUCUUCUUGUGGAUUGGUUCAAGAAUGAAAGAGAUGGGAUAGAUUUUUGGAGACCACCAAAAAGUCUUGAGGAUUCAGUUGAUAUUCAGGUUGAGCCGGAUUUCCUUGAUACGGUCAAGAAGGAACUUGCUUCUGCCAAUAUCAAGGUGAAACUGCUGUUCGGCGAUCUCGGAAAAACAAUCGAAAAAGAGCGCCAAGAGAAUUCUAAGCAAUGGAAGUCAGGUCUCAGCACGUUUAAAUAUCAGGCAUAUCAUCGUCUCACCGAGAUUCAAACAUGGUUGGACGACAUCGCGGCAACGUGCCCUUCCAAUCUGAACUGCGACGUCACAAGCAUCGGCAAGACGUAUGAACAGAGAGAAAUGAAGAUGAUCAGAAUCGGUGAAGUUGGACUCUCGAAUAAACCAGCAAUCUGGAUCGACUGCGGUAUUCACGCCAGGGAAUGGAUUUCUCCAGCUACGUGCGUUUAUACCAUCUAUAGGUUUAUCACGGACUUCACUCGCGGGUACUCCCGCGUGACGUCACUUCUCCGCAAGUUCGACUUUUAUAUCAUGCCAAAUGCUAACCCGGAUGGUUAUGAAUAUUCAUGGAAUAUGAACCGGAUGUGGCGUAAAACGGUAACCCCACAAUACGACUUGGGCUCACCAUGCAUUGGAGUUGACCCGAAUAGGAACUGGGAUUAUCAGUGGAUGGCGGCAGGAGCGAGCAGCAACCCGUGCUCGGAUGGCUACGGCGGCAGGUCCGCCUUCUCAGAAGUCGAGACCCAGGCGAUGUCUAACUUCGUAUACGCAAACCGCGCGACUAUCAAAGCAUUCAUCUCCCUGCACUCGUAUGGACAGAUGUUCCUGACGCCGUGGGGUGUAGGGUCUGCAUUGCCAGCAGAUUAUACGGAACUGUAUCGUGUCGCUAGUGCUGCAGCUACCGAACUGAAAGCGAUGUACGGCACAACCUAUCGCAUUGGCUCCAUCACUACCCUGCUAUAUGAUGCAGCGGGCGGCUCAAUCGACUGGACAAAGGCAGUAGCUGGUAUCAAGUACUCCAUGGCCUACGAGCUGAGAGACACGGGCACUUACGGCUUCAUGCUACCCGCGAGUCAGAUACUUUCCACAGCUAAGGAGACGUACGCUUCCCUGCAACGGUUGGCAGAAGAGAUCCAAGUUUAGUUUCA